Messenger RNA from Erinaceus europaeus (western European hedgehog), 915 nucleotides. Its product is annotated as olfactory receptor 7A10-like. The record is from RefSeq and is a predicted model, not a curated record. Lineage: Eukaryota; Metazoa; Chordata; Mammalia; Eulipotyphla; Erinaceidae. The coding region runs from base 85 to 915 and encodes 276 amino acids. Gene Ontology annotation, molecular function: G protein-coupled receptor activity; olfactory receptor activity. The transcript has a single exon. Gene Ontology annotation, cellular component: membrane. Gene Ontology annotation, biological process: G protein-coupled receptor signaling pathway.
AACACAGAAAGAGCCGACUUCCUGCUCCUGGGCUUGUCGGGGGUCCCUGAGCUGCAGCCCCUGAUCUUUGGGGUCUUCCUGUCCAUGUACCUGCUGACCGUGCUGGGGAACCUGCUCCUCGUGCUGGCCGUCAGCUCGGACCCCCAUCUCCACACCCCCAUGUACUUCUUCCUCUCCAACCUGGCCUUGGUGGACGUCUGCUUCUCCUCCACCACCGUCCCCAAGAUGCUGCGCGACAUCUGGACGCAGAGCAAGGCCAUCACCUACGGGGGCUGCGUGGCCCAGGUACUGUUCUUCCUCCUCUUUGCAGGCCUAGACGACUUCCUGCUGACCGUCAUGGCCUACGACCGCUACGUGGCCAUCUGCCACCCCCUGCACUACGCGGCCGUCAUGAGCCCGAGACUCUGUGGGCUGCUGCUGCUCUUGUCCUGGUCCAUUAACCUGCUGAACUCCCUCUCACAGAGCUUACUGUUGUUACGUCUGUCCUUCUGCGCAGUCCCCGAAAUCCCCCAUUUCUUCUGUGAGAUCAAUCAGAUCAUUCUGCGUGCCUGCUCUGACACCUUCGUGAAUGACACCCUGAUGUAUUCCGGGGUCACACUCCUGGGGGUCGGCCCGCUGGCGGGAAUCGUCUAUUCUUACUCCAAAAUCAUCUCAUCCAUCCUGAGGAUCUCCUCCGCUCGGGGCAAGUGGAAAGCCUUUUCCACCUGUGCCUCUCACCUCUCCGUGGUCUCUUUGUUUUACUUGACGAUCCUAGGGGUGUAUCUCAGCUCAGUUGGGAGCCACAGCUCAUACUCGAGUGCUGCCGCCUCCGUGCUGUACACCGUGGUCACCCCCAUGCUGAACCCCUUCAUCUACAGCCUCCGGAACAAGGACAUCAAGAGGGCGCUGAGGAGACUGGCAAGAUGGCAGCAGUAA